This is a messenger RNA of Ciona intestinalis (vase tunicate), 1963 nucleotides long. Its product is annotated as large ribosomal subunit protein mL65-like. NCBI's taxonomy places the organism in Eukaryota, Metazoa, Chordata, Ascidiacea, Phlebobranchia, Cionidae. Gene Ontology annotation, molecular function: structural constituent of ribosome. Gene Ontology annotation, biological process: translation. Gene Ontology annotation, cellular component: mitochondrial large ribosomal subunit; mitochondrion; ribosome. The record is from RefSeq and is a predicted model, not a curated record.
CAUGACUUAGCUUGCUACGCAUGAAUAAACCCUUAGGUAUAAUACAAAAUUUUAGCUGAAGCCAGUCUAAUGCUAAAAGCAUGACUUUAAGCCGAAAGUUUUGCGCAAGAUGCGUUCAAUGGCGAAUUGUUUUGUUGCCCAAACCAGUAACAUACAUUGGCGCAUCACGUAUUUCCCAAACAACAUGCGUACACUACCCAAAGACGGUACGAGAACCAACGUACCCCAGUAUUAAGACUCGACUAGCACAGACAAAUUUCAAGUCAAAAAAGCUGUAUGAUAUUCCACUCACUGCACAAGAAAUGAGAAAACCGUGGGAAUACCCAACCCAAGUUGAUCAAUAUGCUGAAUGGAAACACAAACGAUGGUAUGACGUUCUCUAUCGCAAAUGGGUGGAAACUUGUCCAAAACCGGACCGAGAUUUCACCAUUACCAGAAAAUCUAAAAGAGACAUUUUGUUCCAAGCAGAAAAUAUUCGCGAGCUGCUAAAGUUAUAUCUGGACCGAUUUCACCUAAAAAAAUAUGUGAUUGAGUCUUUCAAUUUUGAGUUUCCAGCGCCAAAUAUUUCCUAUUACUACCAAUACCUUACACACACAAAAUAUGUUCAUGGGAUGCCAUUCAACAUUGAGCAUGCCCCUGUGGAUGAGAAACAUUUAAACAGUUUAAGGGAGUUUGUAAACGACAGAUUAUUGUUGAGGAAUCAUGAGUUGAAAAAUUCAGAACAAAAUGCUUUUACCAAACACACAUCAGAUGAGAAAUUAAUGAGUGAAACGAUAUCAUAUAUUGUCGCGAUAUUGUCUUCUUCCAACCCACAACUCACAAGCUGUGAGAUCGACCUUAAACCUGAGAACUCCAUGUUUUGGCUUCGAGGCCGUGGCUUCUUAAAAUGGACUUUACCUGAAGAUCUACCAGUGGCUUACCAGUGCCAUGAUACUCCAUUGAUACAGAUUCGAACAUCUGAGCAACUUCCGGAGUUUACUUCUCGUCUUGAAGAGAUGAGUUGUUCAGGAAGGAUCCCAACUUUCCAUACAACACCCCAUGUAUUCAGGAGGCCGCUUCUUAAAUACAGAAACACUAUUACUCCAGGUUAUCGUCCCAAUGGAGGAGACAUCGACCCAAACUACCAACAUGCAUUAGAUGCCGAUAAGUUAGAGGAGUUAGCUCCUCCUAUAUAUAACCCACAUCCAUAUGGCCAUACACAACUUUCAUUACUUCCAAUUCAUUACUCCAGAGAUUGGUAUAAUGAAAAUAUGGAGCAUUGUGACAUCACAGAUGAGAUUGAUGAGCAUUUAAAGGGUCAUGGUAUCAUGAGUGGAUGGGUAUGGACGGCUGCUCAAGCACAUUAUGCUGGGCAUUGGAUGGACAAGGAUAUAACUCAGCCAUUUUGUUCACAGAAUAUUGUUACUGAUGGACAAUUCCUGUCAUUCUUCUGCUACCAACUUAACACAAUUGCAAUCGACCCUGACAAUGUUGAUGAGAAUCCAUACAGAAACCUUUGCUAUGGAAAAACUGAUGUUAAGUUGUAUGAAGAGAAUACCGAAAACGGAGUCAUAGAAAUUAAUGAUGAAGCUUUAAAAAUGCUUAUCAAGUUUGUGUCGAAUGGAAAGUCGAUUCAAAAUAAUGUGGGAGCAACAGAAGAAGAAAUUUUGGAGCAUGAUCGUAAAUUAAUAGUCCAAGAACCAGAUAUAGCAAAUCCUGAGUUGGAACAUCAAAUGCCAAUUCAUAAAGUCAGAACUGCAGAACUCAAAAGGUUGGCAAAGGAGAAACGAGAACAAGAGGAUUAUGAGAAAUUACCUUACAGAAAGAAACUGACAAAAAUGAUCGGAAUGAGCUAAAUUAAUAAAACACUUUAUCCAAUUCCGUGUGUCUUUUUUGUCAAGUGUAUUCGUCAGCAAAAUAGUCUACAUGUCUUUUAUUUAUCCAUUUGGUUACAAUAAAAAGAUGAUUUAUACUGUAUAACAAA